AUGGACCCCAUAAGCUGGACUCCCAACCUCAGCACUAUCGGCUUCGCAGCCCUAUCCUACGUCACCUACAAACUCGCCCGCCAAGCAAUCAUCUACCUCCUCCCCAGCAAACUAGCACGCUACAACCGCACCGGCAACAAUUGGGCCCUGGUAACAGGCGCCACCGACGGAAUCGGCUUCGGCUUCUGCCAAGAACUCUGUUCCCGCGGCUUCAACGUUAUCCUGCACGGGCGCAAUGCCGAGAAACUCGCCAAACGCGCGCAGGAACUUAACGCCGCGUUCCCAGAACGCAACGUUGACACGCUCAUCCUGGACGUUAUCGGAGUAGACGAGAGCAUCGACAGUGUCGCGCAACAAGUCCGCGAUAUCACCGGCAACAAUGGCAAAUUGAGUAUCCUGAUUAACAAUGUUGGCGGGGAGUUGCGAACGUCCGUUACACUUGAUACAUUGACAUUUGCCGAUGUGAACGAGACGAUUGACAAGAAUGCGCGAUUCAUGACGCAAAUCACGCGGGUGCUACUCCCGCUUUUAUCAGAGGGGGAAGGUCGGUCUGGCCUUGUACUCAAUGUCUCAUCUCUUUCCCAGUGGGGACUGCCAUACGUUAGUGUCUACUCUGCAACGAAGGGGUUCGUGGAUACAUUUACUCGUGCGCUGGAGGCGGAAUGUAAUGCUGAGAAGCGUGGUGUGGAUGUGAUGGCUCUGCGGGUUGGUCAAACCAAGACCCCCGGGUAUGAUGUUGAUAGUAAUCUGUUUGUUCCCUUACCGCGACCCUUGGCCAAGGCUGGACUAGAUCGAGUGGGAUGUGGUGAGGUUAUUGUGUGGGCGUAUUUCUGGCACUGGUUGCAGGGGAUUUCGUUUGAGAUCAUGCCACGGUGGAUUUUGAUGCGUGCUACGGUUGCGGCGAUGAUGGAUAUGAAGAGGAAAGGACAGGAGAAGGCGCUUAAGAGGCAAUGA
Penicillium cataractarum is the source of this 954-nucleotide messenger RNA. Its product is annotated as putative short chain dehydrogenase/reductase. Gene Ontology annotation, molecular function: oxidoreductase activity. Bases 1 to 954 code for a protein of 317 amino acids. The record is from RefSeq and is a predicted model, not a curated record. Gene Ontology annotation, cellular component: endoplasmic reticulum. The transcript has a single exon. Lineage: Eukaryota; Fungi; Ascomycota; Eurotiomycetes; Eurotiales; Aspergillaceae.